AUGGACUUCCGGCAGUCGAUCGCCGCCCAAUCCGACUUCACCUCGUUGCUCACGAAGGAACUCAUCUCCACCCACGUCAUGGACAACAACUUCGUAUUCUCGGCCCUCUCAAUUCACGUCGUGCUAGCCAUGCUUGCGGUCGGGUCGGGCCUCCCUGCACGCGAACAGCUCCUGCGCUACCUCAUGUUCGAUUCGAUCGAGGAGCUCAAUUCCCUAUCGUCGCAGAUCUCCACCUGGAUGCUAGCCGACGGCGGGCCACUCGGCGGCCCUCUCCUGUCCUUCGCCAACGGGGUUUGGAUAGAACGCAGCCUUGUCCUGAAGCCCGAUUUCAAUGAAAUCGUCGAGAAUGCUUAUCGGAGCGCAGUAGGUCAUGUCGAUUUUCGGAAUCAGUCUGAUGCGGUAAGAGAAGCAGUGAAUGCUUGGGCCGAGGAGAAAACAAAUGGUGUGAUAAAAAAUUUGCUCUCACCCGGCUCAGUCGAUAGUAUGACUAUGCUCAUCCUUGCAAAUGCACUCUACUUUAAAGGAGUCUGGGCUUCAAAAUUCGACCCGUCUCUAACCCAAGUCCACGACUUCUUCCUCUUGAACGGAAGUUCGGUCCGUGUCCCCUUCAUGACCAGCUCCAAAUACCAAUAUGCGCGUGCCUUUAACGAUUUUAAGGUUCUAAAGCUACCAUACCAAAAGGGCCAGGACACGCGGGCAUUCUCCAUGUACUUCUUUCUUCCCAAUGCCAAGGAUGGCUUGCAGGCGGUCGUCGAGAAAUUCGGCUCGAUUUCUGGGUUCAUAGAGCACCACAUGCCACAUGAAAGAGUGGAAAUGGGGGAUUUUCGCCUCCCCAAGUUUAAAAUAAGCUUCGAUUUUGAGGCUUCGAAGUUUUUUAAAAAGCAAGGGUUGGUUCUCCCCUUUCUCGGUGGUUUGACCGAGAUGGUUUACCCUUCCCCGUAUGAUCCACUCGAAAUCUCCGGCUUUUUUCAUAAGGCGUACGUAGAGGUCGACGAACAGGGCACAGAGGUUGCAGCAGUUUCUUAUGGCGUCAUGGUUGGAAGUUCGCUGUACAUGCCUCCACCUGUGGACGUGUUCAACUUUGUAGCUGACCAUCCUUUCCUCUUUGUAAUAAGGGAGGAGACAAGUGGUGUUGUGGUCUUUGUUGGGCAAGUUGUGAAUCCUCUGCUGUCUGACUGA
Molecule: messenger RNA, 1179 nt
Organism: Striga hermonthica
Lineage: Eukaryota; Viridiplantae; Streptophyta; Magnoliopsida; Lamiales; Orobanchaceae
Source: the annotation of a GenBank genome assembly